GCCACAGCAGCGGGAGCGGGCGCUGCCGCCACCGAGCCGGAGGGUGGGAUAGUAACAUCUUUUGGGGGAACGAGAAUUGGCUUCCUUUCGUAAGAGUGGUGGACGUGCAGCAGACAGCUACAUGGCAGGAACAAUAAUCAGAUGGCUACCUUCUGCAUUUUGUAUUAGGAAACAAAAUCAAUUAUAAGAGUACAUGUUGAUCUUGGAAGUAGAAGGAUUCAAAAAAAAAUAAGUUACCACAAAGAACAAGAACUUUACCAUCUCCUUUUUGAUCUGAAGACUGGGGACAAUGGAUAUCAUAGAGACAGCAAAACUUGAAGAACACUUGGAAAAUCAAUCCAAUGAUCCUGCAAACACCUACACAAGACCUGCUGAGCCCAUCGAGGAAGAAAACAAAAAUGGCAAUGGUAAAGCUAAGAGUUUAUCCAAUGGGCUGCGAAAGGGCACCAAAAAGUACCCGGACUAUAUCCAAAUUGCUAUGCCCACUGAGUCGAGGAACAAGUUUCCCCUAGAGUGGUGGAAAACGGGCAUUGCCUUUGUGUAUGCACUCUUCAACCUCGUCUUGACAACAGUCAUGAUCACAGUUGUGCACGAGAGGGUCCCUCCCAAGGAGCUCAGCCCUCCCCUCCCAGACAAGUUUUUUGAUUACAUUGAUCGGGUGAAAUGGGCAUUUUCUGUAUCAGAAAUCAAUGGGAUUAUAUUAGUUGGAUUAUGGAUCACCCAGUGGCUCUUUCUGAGAUACAAGUCAAUAGUGGGGCGCAGAUUCUUUUUUAUCAUUGGAACUUUAUACCUAUAUCGCUGUAUUACAAUGUACGUUACUACUCUCCCUGUGCCUGGAAUGCAUUUCCAGUGUGCUCCAAAGCUCAAUGGAGACUCUCAGGCAAAAAUACAGCGGAUUCUCCGGUUGAUUUCUGGUGGUGGAUUGUCCAUAACUGGGUCGCACAUCUUGUGUGGAGACUUCCUCUUCAGUGGUCACACAGUUGUGCUGACACUUACAUAUUUGUUCAUCAAAGAAUAUUCGCCUCGUCACUUCUGGUGGUAUCAUUUAAUCUGCUGGCUCCUGAGUGCCGCCGGGAUCAUCUGCAUUCUUGUAGCGCAUGAACACUACACUGUUGAUGUGAUCAUUGCUUAUUAUAUUACAACACGGCUCUUUUGGUGGUACCAUUCAAUGGCCAAUGAAAAGAACUUGAAAGUCUCUUCACAGACUAAUUUCUUAUCUCGAGCGUGGUGGUUCCCCAUCUUUUAUUUUUUUGAAAAAAAUGUACAAGGCUCAAUUCCUUGCUGCUUCUCCUGGCCACUGUCUUGGCCUCCUGGCUGCUUCAAGUCAUCAUGCAAAAAGUAUUCACGGGUCCAAAAGAUUGGUGAGGAUAACGAGAAGUCUACCUGAGGAUCCAGAGGCACCAGCUCUUACACCAAAAGAGUUUUCAUGCUGCAACCAAAGGUAUAGCUUUGUUUUUAUUUUAGGAAAACAGACUGGUAAAUGAAGACGUGGACCAAAUUUUGUGUAAAUGAUUGGAAAGAUGAACAAAGUAUUACUUUUUGACUGUUUUCUUUUUUAAUUUAGCCUGAGAAAGAUAUAUUUUCCUGCAGCUCUUCAUUCAUUGGAGACAAGCCCCCAUCCUGGGAUUUUACUAGUGAGCUUGUUAAAGAGGUGCCAAAGAACAUAUUACCCAUUUUCUUAUUCUUUCGCCACUAAAAUCUUCUACUUCAGCAUUCUUUCAGGAUAUUUUUUUCCUCCCAGGGUCAGAAGAAUUUGUUAAUGUUUUGAAUAAAAUGUUUGGAUGUAUACA
Molecule: messenger RNA, 1790 nt
Organism: Marmota flaviventris (yellow-bellied marmot)
Lineage: Eukaryota; Metazoa; Chordata; Mammalia; Rodentia; Sciuridae
Source: RefSeq, a predicted model, not a curated record